AUUAUGUAGUCAUGUCUGUUUACUUUAAUCUGAGCAGGAGAAUGGGUUAUUUCACUAUUCAGACCUACAUUCCCUGCACACUUAUUGUUGUGUUGUCCUGGGUCUCUUUCUGGAUUAAUAAGGAUGCAGUUCCAGCCAGAACAUCACUGGGUAUCACAACUGUCCUGACAAUGACCACCCUAAGUACAAUUGCUCGUAAAUCUCUUCCCAAAGUCUCAUAUGUGACAGCAAUGGAUCUUUUUGUGUCGGUUUGCUUUAUUUUUGUUUUCUCUGCACUGGUGGAAUACGGAACUUUGCACUACUUUGUCAGCAACAGAAAGCCAAGCAAAGAUAAAGACAAAAAGAAGAAAAAUCCACUUCUUCGGAUGUUUUCCUUCAAGGCACCUACAAUUGACAUCCGGCCUCGAUCAGCUACUAUUCAAAUGAACAAUGCUACACACCUCCAAGAAAGGGAUGAAGAAUAUGGGUAUGAGUGUCUUGAUGGCAAGGACUGUGCCAGUUUUUUUUGCUGCUUUGAGGAUUGUCGAACAGGAGCGUGGAGGCAUGGAAGAAUACAUAUCCGCAUUGCCAAAAUGGACUCCUAUGCCCGCAUCUUCUUCCCAACUGCCUUCUGUUUGUUUAACCUGGUGUAUUGGGUAUCAUAUCUGUACCUUUAAAAGCAAAUGGAAAUCAGUGAUAUGAGCCUUACUCACUGAAUUUCUUAGAGAGAUGGUUUCCUAAGUCCACUUGAAGUAUUUACAACACGCUUUAUAGUGGUCUGAAUUCUUUAGUGCCAUAAACCGGUAAAUAUCAAUCAUAUCAUUUGUCCUAAAAUUGCCAUUGGGUUAUUGUGAAUUAAAUGUCUGUUCAACAUGCCAAAAUAAUUUGAAAUAAAAAUCAUAUAAACAGGUAAUAUACAGCUAUACCUGCUGGAAUAGAGACAAAUAGAGCAGAUAGGGCAGGGGGAGUGUGGCAAUAUCACUUAGUGGUUGGUACUGUUAUUUCAAACAGGAGUGAGAAAGUGGAGAAUUCCCAGGUAAAGUGCUGUACAGUUUGUUAACACUGGCUAUAAUUAUGCUAUAGCUUUAUUCUCUGUGGGCUUUUCUUUUUGGAAGAGUCAUCUCUCCCUUUGAGUAGGUAUUAUUAAGCUAGAAAAGUAACUUCUACUCCCAACCAAGAUAAAAAUAGACCUUUCCCUUUGCCAUCCCUUUAAGAGCACAUGUACAAUGCUGUAAAUAUUUCAAUACCUUGUAGUACAUAAAGUCUAGUGCAUGCAUCUUUUGGGGGCCAAAAUAAAUGAAACAAAGGUACCAUAAAGUUUUGUCUUUUAUUUUGUGUCUCUGGAUGUGCUAUUGUAAUUGAAAUGUGGAUAAUUUAUUUUUUUUUUCCUCCUUGAAAAUUUACCCCUUUCCCUCAUGCAUGGAAGAUCCAAGCAGACAGCACUUUCAUGUAAGACAUUAGAGAAGCCUUAAGGAUUUAAAUAAAUAACAUGUAGGCAAAUCUGUAUGGCCAAUAUAAUAGCUGAUAAAGCAUACUGUAUGUGUCUGCUGCAGUUGUAGCCUUCAUUUUCCAUUUAUAAUGUUGCUAUAUUUCAACUGAAUUUCCAGUAAUUACACAUUGCAAGAUCAGAUUCUGAAUUUAAUCCAUGUGCUUCUAUUGUUUUUUAGGUUUUUUUUUUCCCAUGUUGAGCUCUACUUUUUUCCUUACACAAGUGUUUGUGGGGUUUUUUAAUUCUUUAAUCCUGUCUAGGAAAUACCUUUUAUUCUAGACAUUAUUUUUAUAUAAGAGCUUCAAGUUCGUUUUGAAACAUUAGAUUUUGUGUUAUAUAUACACAUAUAAUUCUUUGCCCAUUCAUGUCCUUG
This is a messenger RNA of Antrostomus carolinensis (chuck-will's-widow), 1841 nucleotides long. Its product is annotated as gamma-aminobutyric acid receptor subunit gamma-2. Gene Ontology annotation, cellular component: membrane. NCBI's taxonomy places the organism in Eukaryota, Metazoa, Chordata, Aves, Caprimulgiformes, Caprimulgidae. Gene Ontology annotation, biological process: chloride transport; gamma-aminobutyric acid signaling pathway; monoatomic ion transmembrane transport. Gene Ontology annotation, molecular function: GABA-A receptor activity; monoatomic ion channel activity. The transcript has 4 exons. The record is from RefSeq and is a predicted model, not a curated record. Bases 12 to 656 code for a protein of 214 amino acids.